Messenger RNA from Diospyros lotus (date-plum), 768 nucleotides. RefSeq names its product probable glycosyltransferase At5g03795. The transcript has a single exon. The record is from RefSeq and is a predicted model, not a curated record. Bases 1 to 693 code for a protein of 230 amino acids. NCBI's taxonomy places the organism in Eukaryota, Viridiplantae, Streptophyta, Magnoliopsida, Ericales, Ebenaceae. Gene Ontology annotation, molecular function: glycosyltransferase activity.
AUGAAUAUGGUGGUGAUGUUUCAGGGACCUAACGUCUCCAUGGCCGUCCCAAACCUCCAUAACAAUUCCAUCAGAGCUCUCUGCAAUGCCAACACCUCCGAGUUUUUCAACCCUGUAAGAGACGUUUCCAUCCCCGAAAUCUACCUUCCUGCCGGAACAACCGAGGGAAUGCUCGGCGGCCCGCCGCCAUCUCACCGCUCAAUACUAGUAUUCUUCUCCGGAGGGGUCUACGGCCCCGUCCGGCCGGCCCUCAUACAACACUGGGGAGGAAACCAAGACCCAGACGUCCGAAUCAACAGCUAUCUCCCGGAAGGCGAAUCCUACUACGAGUUGAUGAGAAAAUCCAAGUACUGCAUCUGCCCGAGCGGCUACGAGAUCGCCAGCCCGAGAAUGGUGGAGGCUCUGUACAUGGGAUGCGUUCCGGUGCUGAUCAAGAAGAGCUACGUGCCGCCGUUCAGCGACGUUUUGAACUGGAAGGCGUUCUCGGUGGUGGUUUCGCCAGAGGAUAUUCCGGAGCUGAAGAAGAUCCUGGCGGGGAUUCCGGAGAGGGAGUAUAUGGAGAUGCACAGGAGAGGGCAGCAGGUGAGGAGGCAUUUCGAGAUCGGUUCACCGGCGAAGAGGUACGAUGCUUUCCACAUGAUUCUUCAUUCUGUCUGGAUGAGGAGGCUCAACAUUCGAGUUCGUGAGAACUGAGAAGAAGGAAGAUGAAUGAUGCUCAGUGCAGAUUGUUUCUAAUGCCGGAAUUGCAUUUCACUGCCCAUUUUUAAC